Messenger RNA from Ciona intestinalis (vase tunicate), 2315 nucleotides. RefSeq names its product mRNA (2'-O-methyladenosine-N(6)-)-methyltransferase. The record is from RefSeq and is a predicted model, not a curated record. NCBI's taxonomy places the organism in Eukaryota, Metazoa, Chordata, Ascidiacea, Phlebobranchia, Cionidae. Gene Ontology annotation, molecular function: mRNA (2'-O-methyladenosine-N6-)-methyltransferase activity; RNA polymerase II C-terminal domain binding. Gene Ontology annotation, cellular component: nucleus.
AUAGUAAACUUUUCGCAUUAGAGUGUACUGUGUAUAGAGUAGAAAACUUAACAGUCAUGGACGAAUCACAUAAGCCUGUAGAGAAGUUUUGGAACUUUAACAUUGAAACAGAUGUUCGUGUAAUGCAAGGUGCCCCAUGUGCUGCACCACCACCCACCCCAGAAAUUGAGCAUUACCGGGCAAAUGUAACAAAAAAACUGAGGGAAUUUUACCAAGAUCUAUGCAUGUCCAAAGAAGGCAUUGAUGCACCAAAUGAAUCUUUUAAUCGUUGGAUUAUGGAGAGAAAAGUUUAUGACAAAGGUCGUGACCCCAUGCUGCCAACUGCUUGUACUGAUGAAGUUUCACCGGCAAUGUUUCGUGAGAUAAUGUACGACAUUCCAAUUCGAUUAUCUAAAAUCAAAUCCCUAUCCGAUGCAAGAAAACAACUGUUUCAGUAUGCAGACGCUGCGAAAAAAAUGAUUGAAGCUAGACCUUUCACUGCUGAAGCCAGGAAACUGGUUAAAUGGCAUGUAGAAGAAACAUUUUCAUGGCUUAGAAAGGACCAAAAUGCACUUAUAGAUGAUUAUUUAAAUCGACUUGCUCAUUUACGCAGACAAUGUGGUGCAUAUUUAGCUGAAGCUGCAAAGUCCUCUGUGGAGGAUAUAUGCCGAACCAUGUACCAUAUGUCCCAAGAAUCAUCAAAGAAAAUACUUGAUAAACAUGUAGAAGUCCUGCAAUUACAUAAUAUUGAAAUCCCUGCAGCCCUCCCACCAAGUGGUAGGCUGGAGCUAAUUCGACCUAUAGUCAUGCCUUGCGAGACUCCAAAAGUAGCAGGUAUUACACAGGAGAUAAACAAACGCCAUGUGUGCCUCACCUAUAAUGGUGAGCUUGUAAGACUAAACUACCUCUACCUGGAAAAGUUAGAAGCCCUUUAUAGAAUCAGCUGCAAAGAUGAUCCAAAAAUGGAAUUAUUUUUGCAGCGAGUUUGGUGCUUGUUAAGAAGGUAUCAGACAUUUUUCGGCCCAAAUCAGUAUGAAGGUAUAAUGCUUCAGGGUGCACUACCGUCCACAGUCUUUGAGUGUCUUUAUAGCGUUUUUGGAGUGACUAUGGAAUGCUUUGCUUCACCACUGAACAGUUACUAUAAGAAUUAUUCAUCAGCUUUUGCGGAUACUGAUUGUUACUUUGGUUCAAGUGGACCACUCAUGAAGUUGUUUCCUGUUAGUGGCUCGUUUGAGGUUAAUCCUCCAUUUGCUGAAGAAUUAAUGGAAGCCAUGGUAGACCAUUUUGAAAAACUGUUAGCUCAAAGUAAUGAACCACUUUCAUUUAUCGUUUUUGUUCCAGAAUGGCGCGAUCCAACCCCUAUUGCCAUUCUGAGAAUGGAAACGAGUAAAUUUAAAAGGAAACAGGUCCUGGUUCCAGCUUUCGAGCACGAAUACCGAAGUGGGUUACAGCAUGUCGCCCCUUUAAAAGAAGUCUACCAUAAAGCAGUGCACGGGACUAUGGUUUUCUUUCUUCAAAAUGAAAGUGGUUUCCAAAAAUGGGGUCCUACCCAGGACAGACUGCGUAAAUUGCUCACUGCUUUUAGGCCAGAUGUGCGCAAGCAGAUAUACAGAACUACGGAAUAAUGUUAUUUACUUUUUGUGUGCCACUGUUUCGAAAAAACUGUAAAUUUGACUGAUUGCAACAUUCAUUUUUUGACCAUGUAUGCGUGAAAUACGUCUUUUCAAAACUUCAUUUAGGCUCAUUCAAAAUUGGUUUACGAAUACUGCUUUGUACUGUUGUUAAAGCUUACCUUAUUUGUUGCUAAUAAACUCUCUAUUUAUGCAGCUUUGAAAAGUCCCAAUAAAUUACAGAGCUUCUGUGUAAUGUAUUUUGUUUGUUUUGUGUGUAACACUAGCUUGUAAAAACUGGUUUCUAAAUAUUGCUGCCGGAUUCUAAUUAUGUGGUCCAAUGUAUUCAUAUCGAUAUGUAUCGUGCUGGUAUAAUAUAUUGCACUCAAAAUGUUCUGUCGGAUUUUUCUAAGUUUGGGAAAAUAUUUUAUAUUAAAAUAUCGCAGUAAUAUUCUAUUGCUUUUACCUUGCCUUGUAUCUCUAUUUAACAUGAACUUCUAAAAGUAUUUGUCUGUCUGAUCUCUGGCUCAACAUGUGUAUGUUAUGAGUUAUUUGUGUCUAAACUAGGCACCAUUUUACUGGCCUAUUGACUGAUGCAAAAUUGAACCAUAAAAGUAUUUUUUUGUUGUAAUGCAAAUCAAGUUGUUUGAAUAAUGAUUUUACACUUUGGUUUGUAUUAGUUCAUGUUUUCAAUGUGAAAGUAAUUCUGUGACAUGUACACAUCUA